This is a messenger RNA of Entamoeba invadens IP1, 318 nucleotides long. RefSeq lists its product as hypothetical. The record is from RefSeq and is a predicted model, not a curated record. The transcript has a single exon. The coding region runs from base 1 to 318 and encodes 105 amino acids. NCBI's taxonomy places the organism in Eukaryota, Evosea, Mastigamoebida, Endamoebidae.
AUGCAAAACAACAUCAACCAGAUGAACAAAUACAUGGACAUAUUCGUGGCUUUAGACGACCUGGAAAAAGGUUACCAAGAUGAUAUCACACAACUAAAAGAACACUACGAACAAAAACUAACUGAAGAAAAAGAACACUACGAAAAGCUAAAGGAACACCAUGCAAAAGAACUCACCGAAGAAAAAGAACAUCACACAAAAGAAAUCCGAUCCCGUUGUGACAAGAAUGAAAAGAAGAUCAAAAUGUUUCGAGAGAUGAUCCAUCGACUCAAAGUUGCUCAUCCCGACAUUGAAGAGUUAAAAUUAAUGACAUUAUAA